AUGGAGCUGUAUGAGACAUCCCCCUACUUCUACCAGGAACCCCGCUUCUAUGACGGGGAAAACUACCUGCCUGUCCACCUCCAGGGCUUUGAGCCACCAGGCUAUGAGCGGACGGAACUCACCCUGAGCCCCGAGGCCCCAGGGCCCCUUGAAGACAAGGGGCUGGGCACCCCCGAGCACUGUCCCGGCCAGUGCCUGCCGUGGGCGUGUAAGGUGUGUAAGAGGAAGUCGGUGUCCGUGGACCGGCGGCGGGCGGCCACACUGAGGGAGAAGCGCAGGCUCAAGAAGGUGAAUGAGGCCUUCGAGGCCCUGAAGAGGAGCACCCUGCUCAACCCCAACCAGCGGCUGCCCAAGGUGGAGAUCCUGCGCAGCGCCAUCCAAUACAUCGAGCGCCUCCAGGCCCUGCUCAGCUCCCUCAACCAGGAGGAGCGUGACCUCCGCUACCGGGGCGGGGGCGGGCCCCAGCCAGGGGUGCCCAGCGAAUGCAGCUCUCACAGCGCCUCCUGCAGUCCAGAGUGGGGCAGCGCACUGGAGUUCGGCGCCAACCCCGGGGAUCAUCUGCUCACGGCUGACCCUACAGAUGCCCACAACCUGCACUCCCUCACCUCCAUCGUGGACAGCAUCACAGUGGAAGAUGUGUCUGUGGCCUUCCCAGAUGAAACCAUGCCCAACUAA
Piliocolobus tephrosceles (Ugandan red Colobus) is the source of this 675-nucleotide messenger RNA. It is a transcript of the gene MYOG, whose product is annotated as myogenin. The transcript is spliced from 3 exons. Bases 1 to 675 code for a protein of 224 amino acids. NCBI's taxonomy places the organism in Eukaryota, Metazoa, Chordata, Mammalia, Primates, Cercopithecidae. The record is from RefSeq and is a predicted model, not a curated record. Gene Ontology annotation, molecular function: protein dimerization activity; DNA-binding transcription factor activity, RNA polymerase II-specific; RNA polymerase II cis-regulatory region sequence-specific DNA binding. Gene Ontology annotation, biological process: skeletal muscle cell differentiation; positive regulation of skeletal muscle fiber development; muscle organ development.